UUGAGGAAGGCUCUGCUCUGCUGCUCUGUUUGUAGAAGCUGAUAAAAUGCCAGGUCUCUGUAGCCUCGGGGGAGAGCCCCGCUUCUUGAUGAUGUGAUCGAUCACGCUUCAUUCUCAUUAAUACAAGACGCUGGCUUUUAGGGAGAGGACCGCUGUCUGCUUGUCCUUCAGCUUCGGUGGUCUUUCUGUGGGCAAGGGGCUCGUGGGAGAGCCCUGUGAGAUAUACACUCGUUGUAGCUUCCUCAUUCCAUAUUUGCAUUUGAUCGUUAAGGAGAUCCUUUGGGAAUAUCAAACCUCCAUGUACGACAAUUUGUACCUGCAUGGAUUUGAAGACUCGGAGGCGGGUUCGGCUGACUCGUACAACAGCAGACCGUCUGAUUCAGAUGUCUCACUGGAUGAGGAGCAGGGCGGCCAACAAGAGAAAGAACAGCAGGCCACUGUCCAACUGGAAAGGGCGAAGGCCAAAGCAGUGGCCUUCGCUGUGAGAACGAACGUCAGCUAUUGUGGUGCCCUGGAUGAGGAUGUUCCUGUCGCUGGUACUGCCAUUUCAUUUGAUGCUAAAGACUUCCUUCAUAUCAAGGAGAAAUACAACAACGACUGGUGGAUCGGGCGGCUGGUGAAAGAAGGCUGUGAUAUUGGUUUCAUCCCCAGUCCUAUAAAGCUUGAAAACUUUCGCUGCCAGCAGGAGCAAAAAAGAGGGCGUUACCAUGGAAAGUCUAGUGGUAACUCCUCCUCCAGUCUGGGUGAAAUGGUGUCCGGCACCUUCAAACCCAACCCACCUUCUGCAGGUAAACAAAAACAGAAAGUGGCCGAGCACAUUCCUCCAUAUGAUGUGGUUCCCUCCAUGAGGCCUGUGGUCUUAGUUGGCCCAUCGCUUAAGGGCUAUGAGGUAACAGAUAUGAUGCAGAAAGCUCUCUUUGAUUUCCUAAAACACAGGUUUGAAGGAAGGAUAUCAAUAACAAGAGUUACUGCAGACAUCUCUUUAGCCAAGAGAUCUGUGCUGAAUAACCCCAGUAAAAGAGCCAUCAUUGAGAGAUCCAACACCAGAUCCAAUCUAGCCGAGGUUCAGAGUGAGAUCGAGCGGAUCUUUGAAUUGGCCAGAUCCCUUCAGCUUGUUGUCCUGGAUGCAGACACAAUAAAUCAUCCGGCCCAGCUCCUCAAAACAUCUUUGGCUCCGAUUAUUGUCCAUGUCAAAGUGUCUUCUCCUAAGGUAACAAAGUUACCAUCGCAUUUGUUUUUUACACAUAUCUGGCGUAUUGAAUUAAUGACAAAAGUAUUCAAUGAUGUAAUCGUCUCUUUAUUUAUAGUAUGGGUGUCUUUACAGGUAUUGCAGAGGCUGAUCAAAUCACGAGGGAAGUCUCAAAGCAAGCAUUUAAAUGUCCAGCUGGUGGCAGCAGACAAAUUAGCCCAGUGUCCUCCGGAAAUGUUUGACAUUAUUUUGGAUGAGAAUCAGUUGGAGGAUGCAUGUGAACACCUGGCGGAGUACCUUGAAGCCUAUUGGCGGGCCACGCACACCUCCCUCAGCACUCCUCUGAAUCCUCUACUGGGCCGUAACCUGGGCUCUACUACACUGUCUCCAUACCCCACAUCUAUCUCUGGAUUACAGAGCCAAAGAAAUAAAAACAGCAAUCACAUAAGUGAUCACUCUCCAAUGGAAAGGCACAGUUUGAUGACCUCAGACGAGAACUACCACAACAACGAACGACAAAAAAAGAGUCAUAACCGCUUAUCGUCCAGCUCCCAGCAGAGUCAUGACAACUACCCACUGGUGGAAGAAGACUACCAUGAUCCCUACCCGGACGCGUACAAACCUCACCGAAACCGGGGCUCCCCCAGCAGCUACAGUAAUGACUCACGGCACAGACUCUAGAUCAAUACCCAAACCACUACUAUAUCUAUAAGCCAUUUUCACCAAAUGUAGUGCAGUGCAUUUCCAGGUGCCCAUCCAUGGGUUGUCUUUACUAAAUGCAAAAUAUCAGCACUGUGGUGUGUGGAGAUUUUAGCGACUGGCCAUCCGGUCCCAAAAACAGGCAUUCUUACGAUUUGUAGGAUUUGCAUACAGAUUUUGAACUUGCUGGCAUGCAGGAAUGCUUAAGCAGACUAUUAGCACAGAGCCUUUUGCACGGUUUUAGUAGCCAAUGGAAGCAGAGUGUCGUGCAUUUACUAUUUUUUAUGCUCUUUUUUUAUGUUUUCCUGUGACCAGGCACCCUCAGGUACAGAGCAGGAUUGCUUCACGCAUGUCAAAAUUUUAGCUGUUUUUGUGACCUAAAUGAAUAUAUCAACAGGAAGUGUCAAAGUACACUUUUCUAAACAGAGGUAGCAACAAUAUAUACAUUUAUAUAUAUAUAUAUACCAUAAUGCCCACAGUCACACUACAAAUAAAAAUGGUCCCAAGCUGUCACUGGGGCAGUGCCCUGUCUUAAAAUGUACAGAUAUGUAAACAUUUUGUACCAAUAUAGGUGCUAAUCUGAACUUUUUAGGUGAAAAGGUGUACUUAAAAAAAAAACUGGGUUACCGUCCCAAUGACAGCUAGAGAUCCUUUUUGUCUGACGGUGUAUCAUAGCACUGUUGGUUUGAUUUUUUAUCCAUUUUCAGAAUUGAUGGGGUGCAUAAAUAUUUUCAUGAAGAUAUCACAAAAUCAAACUGAACGGCCCUCAAAAAAGAUUUCUUUAUACAAAAUAAGUUAUUUCUAUAAGUGUCCUGGACAUAAUUUUUCCCCACAUGGGUUUAGCACAUCAUGUUUCACUUUAUGUGCCAGAUUGACUCCAUGUAUACUCAUCAGUGCCAAACAUGUUACGAUUUGUUCCUCUAUAGUGUUUAGGUUUGUCAGACGUUGUCGUCUUGACCUACUGAACAUGUGCCUGAAUGAGAGUAAUGUUAUUGUUUCUGUGGGUUUUAUCAGGUACACUGAAGGUUAAUGUAUUUAUAAAAUAUUGGAAUUCAAUUUAGAUCAUUAGGCAUAGAUAAAUUAAGAUAAUGUAAGACUAUAAAAAGAAAUGGUUUAUUUAUUGUUUUUUAUGUAUAAACAUGAGCUUUUCUUUAGUUAUUGGAGCUGUUAGCAAAGCUAUUUAUGCACUGUGUACUUUUUGCUUGUGUAAAACAGCACCAGUCAGGUGUCAGUAUUGGCUUUGCAUGUGUAAAACUACUUGGUCGUGUUAAAGGUUUAUGAAAAUCUGACCAAAAAUAACAUUUAUUUUUGACAUUGUUCAUAUGUUGUGUAAUGAAAUUCAUGAUGUUUUAUUGUCAUUACAGUUACAUUUCUGUGUCAUCUUAGCAGCAGAGUUAUUUAUUUGUUUCUACAUCCAUUACGUUUACUAUGUUAUAAAGAGCAUUAAGUCCUAAUUAAGUGCUCAUACUUCAUUCAUUUAAUUUAAGAUUUGGUCAUUUUUAAGUGUAAAAACUGUAUGUUUAUGUGGAAAAACAACUGGAUUUGUCCAGUUUUCAUUCUGCUGUGUUAUUUAGAAACCUAUGAGAAGCCAUGAAGAGGUCGCUUUGAUCAUUAUAAACCACUGCAUUUGCUAUGUGCACAGCCAGUAGGAAGAUAUUCAGCAGUCGACUGACUAAUUUUAGUACAAUAUAAAUGUAGCAUUUAAAAACAUUAAGUACAUGUUUAUUGCUGGAAAUGAUGGGCCAGUCUUUGUUGUUUAGGUAAAGUGUCCUUACUUUUCAAUCACUGCCACCCCCAUUCCACAUCAUACAUGUAAAUAAGGCAGCCUAUAUGUUUAAGAAAAUUUUAUUUGUACAAAUGGCUAAAAUCAUUUUGAAACAUGUUUUCCAUAUGCAUCCAACAUUGACAUUUUUCUGUGCUAUUUUUUAAUGUCUGAUCAGACCUUCAUUUGUAAAAAAAAACAACUCUGUACUUCCUAUCUUAAAUACCACUACCACAGUAAAAUCAUGCAGAUAUUUCCAUUGAACCCUCCUGACCUGGGGACAGAUGUAUUUUUCCUCAGUGAAAGUUUUCAAGUGGCAUGUUAAUAAAAAAAGAAUACAAAAUAAAUGGCAUCACUUUACUAUGCAAAUAUGUACAGUGCUGCAUGCUACAGCUUUACCUCCCUCUGCAACUUAACGGUUCAAACAGAAAUGUGGGUAUUAUUUGUGUGGGGUGGUAUUUGAGAGGACAGCACGCAUAUCUUUCAUUUUGCAUCAUUAGAGUAAAAAACAAUGUUUUUGGAAAAUAGAUGUGUACAAAUAAGUGAGUUUAGUUGCAUUUUAUUUUGUAAAAUAAAACUGAAUGUAAGAGGCAUUGUGUUGAGAAUUCCUUGUGAUGUUUCAUU
Paramisgurnus dabryanus is the source of this 4274-nucleotide messenger RNA. RefSeq names its product calcium channel, voltage-dependent, beta 4a subunit (gene cacnb4a). NCBI's taxonomy places the organism in Eukaryota, Metazoa, Chordata, Actinopteri, Cypriniformes, Cobitidae. Gene Ontology annotation, cellular component: voltage-gated calcium channel complex. Gene Ontology annotation, molecular function: protein binding; voltage-gated calcium channel activity. Gene Ontology annotation, biological process: calcium ion transmembrane transport. The record is from RefSeq and is a predicted model, not a curated record.